AUGCCCUCGACCCGCUUUUUCGGCCUUCGUGGCGACGCUCUCAAUGUUGCGACUAUCAUUGGCGUUCUCAUGCCUGCUAUCCUGUCGGUGGGAUACAACGCAACUUCUCUCGGAGGAGUCCUGAGCCUCAGAAGCUUUGAGGCUCAGUUCCGUGAGAUCGGUCUAGACGAUGCCUCGGACAAGGACCAUGCAGCCGCCAUUCAAGGCGCAGUGGUGGCCGUUUACCCCAUCGGAGGCUUCCUCGGCACGUUCAUCUGCAUUUGGCUUGGUGAUUUCCUAGGCCGGCGACGAACGAUCAUGUCCGGGGCCCUUGUCCAAAUCAUCGGAGCGGUGCUCAACGCGAGUGCUUUUUGCUUAGCCCAGCUUGUCGCCAGUCGACUUGUUUCAGGCCUCGGAACUGGUAUGUUGCUUGCCACUGUUCCUCUGUGGCAGUCGGAGAUCGCACCGGCCUCUAAGCGUGGAUCUCACGUGGCUACGAAGGGUAUCUUCAGUGGUCUUGGAUGCGCCAUCACCCUGUUCCUGGAAUAUGGCCUAUCUUUGAGGGACGGGAAAAUGGCAUGGCGCUUUCCUGCAGCCUUUACUGCCAUUUUCUCCCUUGCCGUACUCGGAUUCAUCAUCUUUCUCCCGGAUUCACCACGCUGGUUGAUUCAGCGUGGAAGAAUCACCGAGGCGCGCGACACUCUUGCUGCACUGGAAGAUCUGAGUCCAGAUGAUAAGGAAAUCGAUAACCGCAUCGAGGAUAUGCAGGCGUCUUUCAACCGGUCCGGGAACCAGAAAACGUUGGCGCAAUUGUUCACCAUGGGUCCGCAACGAACGUCUCACCGUGCCUUUCUCGCCAUGACGGUAAUGACUUUUCUUCAAUUGACGGGUGCUACCGUGACCCAAUUCUACACCACCGCGAUCUUUGAGAACAACCUUGGCUUGCAGGAGUCCACAUCGAGACUUCUCGCCGCAGUCUACCAGCUCAUGGGACCCGUCGGUGGCAUUCUCUGCGUGUUGACGAUCGAACGGCUGGGUCGCCGAGCGCUACUUAUGAGUAGCGCGGCUGGCAACGCCAUCUGCUUGGCCUUGAUCGCCGCUCUUGGCUCCAUGAACGGAAAUCCCAUGGCAGCUCAUGGAGCUGUGUUCUUCAUCUUCCUAUUCCACUUCAGCUACAUUAUUGGAUUUGGCAGUAUUCCGUAUCUCUAUGCCUCCGAAAUCGCGCCUAUGAACCUCAGAGCAACAAUCAGCAGCGUCAGCAUCAGUAUCUCGUGGGCAAUCAGUAUCCUGGUCGCGAAUGUCACCCCAAUCGCCUUCAACGAGAUGGGCCAGCGAUACUUCUUCUUCUUUGCGGGAUUCAAUAUCUUCAUGAUUCCGGCGGUCUUUUAUUUCUUCCCCGAAACGUCCGGACGUACCUUGGAGGAGAUUGACGAGAUUUUCACUUGUGCGCGGGGGCUCUUUGAUGCGGUCUCCAUCGCGAAGAAACUUCCGCCCCGAGUGCGGCUUGAGAUUCUUACGCCGGAGAAGGGAAUGCUGGUAAAAGAGAAGAGUCUUGAUAGUCCCCUGGAGAGUCCUAUUUGA
Messenger RNA from Penicillium diatomitis, 1560 nucleotides. RefSeq lists its product as uncharacterized. Gene Ontology annotation, molecular function: carbohydrate:proton symporter activity. NCBI's taxonomy places the organism in Eukaryota, Fungi, Ascomycota, Eurotiomycetes, Eurotiales, Aspergillaceae. The transcript is spliced from 2 exons. The record is from RefSeq and is a predicted model, not a curated record. Gene Ontology annotation, biological process: transmembrane transport; carbohydrate transport. Gene Ontology annotation, cellular component: membrane. The coding region runs from base 1 to 1560 and encodes 519 amino acids.